Molecule: messenger RNA, 3232 nt
Organism: Cuculus canorus (common cuckoo)
Lineage: Eukaryota; Metazoa; Chordata; Aves; Cuculiformes; Cuculidae
Gene: HAUS1
Product: HAUS augmin like complex subunit 1
Exons: 9
Coding region: 77-970 (297 amino acids)
Biological process (GO): spindle assembly; centrosome cycle
Cellular component (GO): HAUS complex; cytosol
Source: RefSeq, a predicted model, not a curated record
CCCAUCAUCUCUUGCAACUCCACAGCGUUCUCCGCCCCGAACUCCAACUCCCAUCAGGACCCGCAGCGCGGGGAGGAUGCUGGGACGGCACCGGGAGCGGGAAGAGGAAACCAUGGAGGAGAAGAUGCAGCGGAUUAUUUCGUGGCUAAAGGAAAUAGAUAAGAGUGAGCAUAUUCCAGAGUUUGAAGUGGACGCAAGGACCAUUGAUAUCUUGCACAAGAUUGUAGAAUGCAGUGAAGACGUGGACAGGGAUAUUUCUUUGCUGAUAAAGGACGUGGAGGAGAGAACAACAGAAUGUGAAGCAGAAACUACACGUCUGCAGAAUAUUCUCACUGAAAUCCUGGGUCUUAACCCAUCGGAUGUGUCAGGCAAAGCCAACAGCUACCUUGAGGUCCUGGUAGAAUGCGCGAUGGCACUUGAAACGAAGGACACUUCUAUUUCCAGCUUAUUCUGUGCCAUGGCUGACACGUCCGUGGCGCUGUGUGAAACAGAAUUGAAAAACCAAGAACUGGAAGCUGAAUUGAACAAAAUGGGGAAAAUACUACCCGCAGUGCUGAUGCUGGAACAGCAGUUGAAGGAGGAUCUCAAAAAAGCAGAGGAACAACUGGAAAGAGAUAAGGCCAAAACUGACAGACAAUCCCGGAACCUGAAGUUCCUGAAAGAUAAAAUGGAGGAUUUCAAAGUGAGGAUCAGUGCUGCAGAGGAGAAACUUGCUGAACUGGGGUUGGAGCAGUCUCUGAUGCAUGUCUCGCUCGUUCUCCUGUCUCAGAAACUGGCUGAUACGAAUAAAGAAAUUGAAGCUUUGGAGAAGGACGUGAGCGCCUUCCUAGAUCUACCUCCUAAUCCUUCCAUGGUACAAGUGAGGAUUGAAGAAGUAAAACAACAACUGAACACUGUGGAAGCAGAGUUGACAAAGGAGAUUAGUAGGAUGGUUGUGGACAUGGUGGAGCCCAGAAGAUCCCUACAGUAGCCUGUAUGGAAGAAGAUUUUCCCUUCUACUGUCUUAAUUUUUACAGUUUUCUGCCUUGCUGCUUUUGCUGUCGAAUGGCAACUUGUGGCCUUCCAGCAAGCAUGCUCACUUUUCAGGAUUCCUGUAGCCUUGCACUUGUAAACAUCACCUGUUUUUCAUAAGACAAACUCCAAACUUGCUGUUUCCUUUAUCAGUUCUUUUUCUGUAUCUGUCACAUGCCUGUAAGUGGCCUCCAGUAGGCUUCUUCACCAGAAGAUGUCGCUGCCAGGAUGUUGGUUGACAGCCGACUGAACGUGAGCCAGCAGUGUGCCCAGGUGGCCAAGAAGGCAAAUGGCUUGGAUCAGAGGCGGCGUGACCAGCAGGAACAGGGAGGUUAUUCUGCCUCUAUACUCACCACUGGUGAGACCGCACCUUGAGUACUGUGUUCAGUUCUGGGCCCCUCACCACAAGAAGGAUGUUGAGGCUCUGGAGCGUGUCCAGAGAAGAGCAACGAAGCUGGUGAGGGGCUGGAGAACAAGUCUUAUGAGGAGCAGCUGAGAGAGCUGAGGUUGUUUAGCCUGGAGAAGAGGAGGCUGAGGGGAGACCUUAUUGCUCUCUACAACUGCCUGAAAGGUUGUGGAGAGGAGGGAGCUGGCCUCUUCUCCCAAGUGACAGGGGACAGGACAAGGGGGAAUGGCCUCAAGCUCCACCAGGGGAGGUUCAGGCUUGACGUCGGGAAAAAAGUUUUCACGGAAAGUGUCAUUGGGCACUGGCAGAGGCUGCCCAGGGAGGGGUGGAGUCACCUUCCCUGGAGGUGUUUAAGGGACGGGUGGACAAGGUGCUGAGUGGUAUGGUUUAGGAAGUGUUAGGAAUGGUUGGACUCGAUGACCCGGUGGGUUCCGUCCAACCUAGUGAUUCUAUGAUUCUAUGGUUGACCAUUACCAUUUAGAAUUGAACCAAUCAAGGAGUUUGGAUUUCUUCUUUUUCCCUGUCCAGGCUCUGAAUUGUGCUUUUUCCUGGAGUCCUCUCUUUGGUGCAAGUAUGGUGAAGGCAGAUUUUCGUUACAUCCACCGGAUCAUUGGCUUUCACUCCCUUGUUUUGUGUUCUGUGUUAGGUUUGUCUGUAGAUCCCAGUGUGCAAAGACAGAACCGCUAAAUCAAAGUUCAAUCAAAUACAUUUUAUUGUUCAAAUAACCUAUUACAUCUGGCUACAUAAAAACUUACCAGCUUACGGACUCAUGAAUUGGUGUCAGUCACUGAGCAGGAGAAGGAGAUGGAGAACAGUCCUUGGACAGUCUGAGUUGAUAGAUACUGCACCUUCAGGGCGUCCCAUGGUAAUAGGCAUGCGUGUAGUCCUUCUCCCCUCUCACCCAUCCAGUCCAGCUCCUUUUUUUUCCUCUUGGGGACUGCAAAAAGCGUUAGGAGCAUCACCCUCCCCUCACAGGGCCAGUGUGAGAGCAGCUGAGUGCCAACUUGUUUGUCCUAAGCUAACAGCGAUUACGACACCAUGCCCUAUUCCCAUAACACCUUUCCUGGCUACUCAUGCUCCUUGGGCUCUGCUUCAAAGUCUUGUAAAUACCAGGCAGUUCCAACAACUUUUCUACUUUUUUUAUCCAAUUCCCUGCCUGUUAUCUGCCUAGUUUCUCACCACAAGCUGGCUAAGAAUUGCCGCUUAAGCUAAUUCACCUCUAAAAUUCAACUGUAUGAUACUUUAAUAAUACAUAUAUAUCAUUUGUCUGUAUAUAAGGCAUGUCCAGCAAUGGACAAUUAUUUAUUAUCUCUGAUACAUGUUCUUUUGUCAUUUCAGGGUUAGGCACACUUUUUUUUUUUCCUACUCAUAACAUGUCUGAUGUUUACCGAGUUUGUGAAGAGUUCUAGACACAAGGGCUGCUUAGCUUGGGCAUUUUCUUCAAACAAAAGUGAACAGUUAAACUUCUCCUUGCAGGUAUUUGAUGUGGAGAUCGAAGUGCAUGGCAUGGAAGUUGUUAUUUAGGGCUUGGAACAGCAGUUCCCAUUGCCUUGUUAAGCCUUGCAGCAUCUGGGACAGCUCACAAAGGGUAUUUUCUUGUGUGUGUGAUGGCUGGCUGCCUUCGUGGAACCAGGCGGAGCUCUGGCUUCUUUCACAUGGGUCACAGUGUUGGCCUCAAGGACAAGCAAACUGUGCUGCUCACAUGGGUGAGCGCUGAGGUGAGGUGUGGCAGCAUCAGCCACCUGGGGCUCUGCAGUUCCAUUGUCACCUGAGGAAAUUGAAGCCCAUGGCACUAACUGGUCCAGUUUGCCCAUG